Molecule: messenger RNA, 1444 nt
Organism: Dermacentor silvarum
Lineage: Eukaryota; Metazoa; Arthropoda; Arachnida; Ixodida; Ixodidae
Exons: 3
Coding region: 182-1321 (379 amino acids)
Source: RefSeq, a predicted model, not a curated record
CGCUUUUACCGUGUGUUUGGUCGCGCUGUGUUCUUUUAGACUGACUGUGUUGAACCCUUCACUGUAGCCUUGCAGUGCUGAGCCCUGCGGUGUGUGUGCGCGCUUAGUGUGUGGUGUGGUUUUCUUCGUACUUGCCGUGAGUGUACCGCCUUUGUUCAGCUCGGCGUGCGCGCUUAUAAGGAUGCCACCCUCAGGCGUUUUAUCAAAUGCGCGCUUGUUGUCGGUCCUGACUUGGGCCGAAAUUGAUGACCUCCUGUUGUCCCAUAAAGAGCGGCGGCUGCUAAGACAUGAGUAUACCUUGGAUGAGCUUGAAGACGAAAUGAGGCGAAGCAGGGAGGCCGAAUUGGUGAGGUACCGUUCUCAACAUGGACUUCUUGACAUCGACGGCAUGGACUCUUCAACGUUCAAACUCAUGUUCCGGUUCCACAAAAAUGACUUUGACGAUCUCUGUAGUGCCCUGCUAGUGCCGCAAGAGAUCACAACUGCACAAAACGUGAGGUUGUGUGGCCGAGAGGCUCUGUGCGUGUUGCUGCGGAGGCUGGCGUAUCCCAACAGGUGGUGUGACUUGGAGGGGAUUUUUGGGCGGCACUCCUCUGUCAUGUCAAGUGCUACGUCGCGACUCAUAAGCCAUAUCCUGAGCACCUUCGGACACCUGCUGACAGACGUGAACAACCACGAGUGGAUGUCGCUUGCUUCACUGAAGGAAUUCGCCGGCGCUGUUGAAGACAAGGGCUCUCCCCUGCCCAAUUGCUGGGCCUUCAUCGAUGGGACAGCCCGUCCUAUUUGCCGGCCAAAAAGAAAUCAGAAGCUGUACUUCUCUGGCCACAAGAGGAUGCACAUGGUAAAAUACCAAUCGCUGAUGUGCCCCAAUGGCAUUGUGUGCCAGCUUGAUGGACACUAUCCAGGGAGCUGGCAUGAUGCAAGAAUAUUCCGAGAAAGCGGAGUGUACAGCAAGCUGGAGAAGCUCACCAGAAAUGAAGAAUUCGUGGUGUACGGCGACCCUGCGUACCCACUCCGCCCACUUCUAAUGAAGCCAUAUGGUGGCGCGUGUUUGUCACCUGCCCAGCAGGCGUUCAACUGUGGCAUGAGCGCUGUUCGUCAGGCUGUGGAAUGGGGAUUUGGCAAAGUCGUCGCCGAAUUUGCAUUCUUGGACUUCAAAAAAAAAAACCAGAAGCUUCUGUGGCAGCAAGUGGCUGCAAUGUAUAAAGUUGCCACAAUAUUGUCUAACUGUCACACAACCAUUUAUGGCAGUCAAGUCUCCAGCUAUUUCAGCCUCCAACCGCCGAAGCUGCAUGAAUAUUUGAAGCCAAGGUUUGCUUAAAUAUCUGUCGUGUUUUUUAUGAGUGGUAUCCUCAGGCAUGCCUUACACUAGAUGACGUUGAAUAACACAUCUCGACGUAGUUGUUUGCAUGUCACCAAGAAAAAGCGGCAAAUCGACGCACAA